This is a messenger RNA of Penicillium soppii, 1527 nucleotides long. RefSeq lists its product as uncharacterized. Lineage: Eukaryota; Fungi; Ascomycota; Eurotiomycetes; Eurotiales; Aspergillaceae. Gene Ontology annotation, biological process: tripeptide transport; allantoate transport; dipeptide transport. Gene Ontology annotation, molecular function: dipeptide transmembrane transporter activity; allantoate transmembrane transporter activity. The transcript has a single exon. Gene Ontology annotation, cellular component: plasma membrane. The record is from RefSeq and is a predicted model, not a curated record. The coding region runs from base 1 to 1527 and encodes 508 amino acids.
AUGAUCGCUCCAACAUCUUCAUUGACAGAGAAUGUCCCGACCAAAUUCGACGAAAGAAACCCCCACGUUCAGUCUAUAGUAGGCGAUGGAGCACUGCAGCUGCUGGCCGAAGCCGGUUCGCUCAGAGUUCUUGAUCCCAAGACAUCUAGACGACUUUUGCGCAAAAUAGAUUUGUAUAUCAUGCCACUGAUCUGCAUCGUGUACUUCCUCCAGUAUCUGGAUAAGAUCGCCAUCAGCUAUGCCAGCGUCACCGGGAUGCGCGAGUCAGCAAAACUCUAUGGGAACCAAUUCAACUGGGUGUCGAGUGUGUUCUUUUUCGGCCAGCUCGCGUUCUCCUUCCCCACAAUGCGCCUGGUGCAAGCAUUCCCCCUGGCAAGAUAUGUGGCUGUCAACGUUACCAUCUGGGGCACCAUCCUGGCCUGUAUGUCCGCGUGUCAUUCCUUUGCCACUCUGAUGGUCUGCCGCACGCUUCUGGGCGCCGCAGAAGCCGCUAUCGUGCCUGCCUGGGUGGUCUUCACCUCGCAGUGGUACCGGAAGGAGGAACAGGCUUUCCGCGUCGGUCUGUGGUUCUCCAUGUGUGGAUGGGCGCAGAUGUUCGGCGGCUACGUCGCAUACGGUGUAGCAAUUCAUAUUGGUGGGGAUCCUAGUGCGUCCCUGCGAGGUUGGCAGGUCAUUUUUCUGAUCCUGGGCCUGCUGACCGUGGUGAUCGGCAUUCUCUUCUUCUUCAUCCUGCCCGAUUCCCCUGUUACUGCGGGAUUCUUGUCCCCAGAAGAAAAGGCAAUGCACGCGGAGCGUCUUCGAGGCAACGGGCAGGGCAUUGGAAGCAAUGUUUUCAAAAAAGCUCAAUUUUUUGAAGCCAUUACCGACCCGCACACUUGGCUCUACUCUUUCUGGGUCCUGGCGGCAAAUGUACCAAACUCCAUUGCCACGAGUUUUGGAAAUACCAUGGUAACGGGGAUGGGCUACUCGCCAACUCAAAGUCUCUUACUUGUGACCCCGUUGGGGGCUUACGAGGUGGUGGUCUUGGUUGGCUUGACCUAUCUGGCAAUGAAGACACAGCAGCGACUAUUCUGGUGCAUCAUGGGCCAUAUCCCAGGAAUCGUAGGGGCGAUUCUUAUGGCGACAACUGACAAGGCGCCGGCUCUUGUGGGAUACUACCUCUCUGGGGGCAUUCCGAUCGGAUGGACGACAAUCCUUGGGCUCACCAGUACCAAUGUAGCUGGAUCAACUAAGAAGAUCACCGUGUCGUGCAUCCAGACGAUCGCCUACACUGUCGGCAACAUCAUCUCGCCCCAGACAUUCCAAGCCAAAGACGCCCCACAGUAUUUGCCGGCCAAAAUCUCUAUUGUCAUUUUGUACUUCCUCAUUACAGCAGAUCUAUGCCUUAUCCGGUGGGUAUCAAUCCGGGAGAAUCGCCGGCGUGAUCAGGAGAAGGAGGCAUUGGGUGAGGCGAGCGUCCUACCAGAGAACCACGAGUUUUUAGACCUAACAGACCGGGAGAAUCCGAACUUUCGUUAUGCUAUAUGA